Molecule: messenger RNA, 1917 nt
Organism: Cryptosporidium ubiquitum
Lineage: Eukaryota; Apicomplexa; Conoidasida; Eucoccidiorida; Cryptosporidiidae
Exons: 3
Coding region: 1-1917 (638 amino acids)
Biological process (GO): dephosphorylation
Molecular function (GO): phosphatase activity
Source: RefSeq, a predicted model, not a curated record
AUGAAAAAAAGAAUAAUACUUUUUUUGAUAAAAUUAAUACUAAAUAAUGUAAUUGUUUUCGGAAAGUUAAAGGAAGAAUGUAAUCAAUUUGGUGGCAAAAGGUGUAAUGAAAUGAGUAAUUAUGAGUUUUUUACCGAAAAUGACCAGGAAUGUGUAAUUAGUGGAUUAUGUCCGGAAUAUUAUAACUUUUGUGCCGAGCCAACUGUAUUUGAAAAAACCAGAAAAAUUCCAAAAAUCAACGACCCAAAUUUAUAUGAUUCAAUGAGAUUAAUUCAAGUUCAGUCAAUUAUAAGACAUGGUGCGAGAACUCCAACAAAGUAUCAUAAAUGUUGGGAGGGUCUGAAUCAAAGUUGGAAUUGUGAUGAACUAGUGACUACAGUUCAGGCAGCAGCUUUUGAUAUGAGAAAUAGAACUCAGACUUUAGAAUUCUCCAAGCAUUAUGAUAUUAGACAAUGGGAAAAUAAUUUGAAUGGAACAUGUAAAAUGGGUCAAUUAAUUUUACAAGGAUAUGAACAACAUAGAAUUAAUGGAAAACUAUUGGCUGAGGCUUAUUUUAAAAAAGGAGAAAAUCUAGUAAUUAGAAGUGGAUUAAACAUUGAAAAUAAUUAUAGAGAUGAAAUAUAUAUCAGAUCUUCAGAUAUGCAAAGAACUACAGUUUCAGCUGCAGCAUUACUAACCAGUUUGCUGGAAGAAUUUGUUGGUAAAGAAGAAACAUUCAAAGUGUUUCAAAAAUUCCCAUUACAUACUAUGGAUAUCCAAUCUGAUUACUUAUUUGCAAAUUCAAAUGUGGAAAAUAUUACCGACCAUCUUCGAGCUGCAUUAAGUUCUAAGUCUUACUUUGAUAUUGUAGAUAAACAUCAGAGCUUAUAUCAAGAGUUGGAAGAUAAAAUUAAAACUCCACUUUUAAAGGAUCUUUGGCCAGGAGAUAUUAUGGAUUGCAUUAUGACAACUAUAUGUACAGGAAACCAUAACAAACUUCCCAAGGCUUUUAUAGAAAAUAACCUAUUAAAUAGAACAAUUUCUGCUAUAGAAAAGGAGUUAUCUGUGAUUUACACAUGGAAUGAUUCAAUAUUAUCAAAAUCUGAAAUGAGCAGACUACUAUUCGAUGUAAGAGACUAUAUUAUAGAUGUGAUACUAUUUAAUGAAAAGAAAAAUGAUGGACUAUUUAAUAUUAAAAGACUAUGUUUAAAUAUUAAUAAUAAUAAUAAUAACCAAGAUAUCCCAUCUAAUAUCAAAUAUAUACUUAGUCCACUAUGUAAUAAAUAUGAGCAUUAUUAUUAUUUAAAUAAUGGGGAAAUUCAUAUUAAAGUACCUAAAUUCAUAUUAUUUUCAGGGCAUGAUACCACUAUUAUUCCAACAUUAGCUUCUUUGGAAAUUUGGGAUGAGCAUUGGCCACCUUAUGCUUCUACUUUUAUCAUAGAAAUUUACAAUAAUCCAAUGGGUUAUAAAGAAAGAAGAAUUGAUUAUGAUUAUUUCCAUGACGAAGAAAAUGAAUUCUUUCAGAAAUUUCUUCCUUACUAUUUAAGAUUACUAUAUAAUGGACAAGUUAUAACAAACAGAUUGCAAGAAUGUUUAGGAAAAGAAAUAUGUCAUAUUUCAAACUUCUUUAAGAAGAGCAAAUUUGCUCAACAAAAAAAGAUUUACAAAAGAGAAAGUAUGGAAAUUAAUAAGAGCAGUAUCGAAAAUAAUAAGAAAGAAGAAGAUCUUUCAAGUCUAGAGAAUAUUUCAGCUGAAAUGUUGAAUGAAAGUUCUUUAUAUAAUGCAAAUUACAUUGCUUGGUUUUUGAUUGGCUUUAUUACAUGUAUUGUACUAUUAUAUGUAUUAAAGGGAGUGAGAUUUAUUAUUUCAGUCUUAAGUGGAUUUAACAUAAAUAACUUUGGAAAUAAUAGUGCACCAAAUAAUUAUCAAGCACUAUAA